AUGUAAGACUUAAAGAAAUCAAUUCAUAAUACCUAUUGGGAUGAGGAUGAUGAUGAUGAGUUGCUUGAUUACUAUGUCAGAAAAUCUUAGAAGGAAAGCGAAGAAAAUCUUAAGGAAAUCCAAGAGUUGAUAAAGAUGCAAAUUUGUGAAAUAAUUAUGGCUAAUAGAAUUCAUUUAAACUUCGGUUUCAUAGAUAUCGUUUAACAUUGCUAAAGCAUUUCUGAAUUCGCAAUAAAUCUGCUCAAACAAAAGUUAAACAAUUAAAUGGAUUCAAAUGAAAUUUUAAAUUCAUAGAGCAAGAUCUAGACAUUUGAAUUAUGCAAAAUUAUAAAGAAAAUAAAUCAUGAGUAAUCCCAAGUGUAAAAGAAAACUGAUGUGGAAGAAAUAAUAACUUAAGAGCCUUAAUAGAUAAAGGUAUAAGUUAAAGAAUUAACUGAAGAAUUAAAAGAAGAAGAGGAUUUAAUUCUCUAAAAUCCACAGGAGAUUUUAUAGAGUGAAUAGAAAGUGCCAAAAAUAAAGAAAUAGAAAUAAAUCUUUUAGAAAAAGAUCACUCUAGAUUUAGAUUCUAAUAUUGCCAAGAAACUUGGAAUCGAACAAGAAAUAUGGAGUUUAAAGAAACAGGGAAAGAAUAUAAUUAAGUAUCUAAAAUUGAAUUAUAAUCAGUUAAAUGCAACACUGAGCUCAGAGCAAGAAAGUAAUGUUUAAAAGUAAGAGUUAAAAAUCAAUGGGCUAAAAAUCUUGAGCGAGACCAUAUCAAUAAAAGAUGCAAAACCAAAUGAAGAUCUUGAAAUUCUGAGACAAUUCUUUUCAGCACAUCCGAAAAUGAAUAGCAAUAUUUAUUUAGAAGCCUAAAGUAGAAAAUCAGAGGGUCAUGGAUUCAAUAGAAAAGAGGCAAUUAUAAUCUAUUGCUUUGAGAAAUAUUAAGACUAAUUGUAAGAUAUUUCACAGAAAUUAGAGAAAUUUAUAUCCCAAGAAAUGAAACAAGAGUAUCAGUUGUUUAAUGUAGACAACUAUAUAGACAGAGCAAGAAGAGAACUUUACUAUGAAUAUCUUUAAAAUUAUCAAGUCAUUGAGGAUAUUCUUCUAAAACAUGAAAUAAUCACAGAUUUAUCUUAUAGUUAGCCACCUAAUCUUUCCAUUACCGGCAAGUUUUCUAAGAAUUAAUUUGAGAAAAUAGUGUGUGAACUGAUUGAUGUGCAAGAUUCUCUCAAUUUAUUUAAGAUUUAAGUGCCCUGUGACUUCUGCUUUGUUUCUAAAACUUAAUUUCAAAAGUAAGGCAUUUAAGAUCAAAUAAUCGAGAAGUACUAAGUACUAAUAAAGUUAUUCAAAGAAAUAAAUGGCCUCAAUAUUUACGAAAACUAGACAUUUUAUAUUGAUGUAGCGUAUGAAGGAAACAUCUUCAACAUUCAGGAGUAUGUGAUUGUUGGGGAUCAUCAAAUGGUAAACGAUGCUUGUGAUCACAUCAAUCAAAUUUAUAAUGGAAUCUUCUAAGAAAGGAUAAGAUUUGAGUAGUUUUUAACUCAGAAUGUUAAGAAAGAAUUUAAUCAAAAAUUGUUGGAGCUAUCCUAGUUGACAAAAGCUCAUAUCAAGGUGAUAAAUGUAGAGCCUUUAAAUGUUUGGGUUAUUUCUGAUCAAUAAAGAAUUUUAGAAGAUGUAUCUAAUCAAGUUAAAUAACUUAUUACUACUUUGAAGGAGAAAGAUGAUGGCCAGAAUGUCGAAAUCAAAGUAGACUAAGCUUUCGGAGAUUCAAAUUUUAUGAAAAGAAUAUUCGAACUAAAAUAAGGCUUAAAUUUGUUGCACCAACUAUAAGAACAAUAUCAAUUAGAAAUAUCCUACUCGGACAAUAAGUUUACAUUAGUAGGAGGGAGAGUUGAGGAUAAGAAAAAUGCUGAGAAAGUUCUAAGAAAUGAACUUGCAAAGCUAAAAGAGCUUAUCAUAGAAGAAGAAGUGAGGGAUCCUGACUUGAUCUGGACAUAUGAACAAAGAAAUCCAUAGUAUUGGGAGAACCUUGCUAAAGUGAAAAUAAGUUUAGAACUAAGGCAAUAGAUGGAUUAAUAGCCCUAAUAAGAAUAUGAGAUAUUUAAAUAAAAAGCAAGAAAGAAUUAUAUUAUCAUUGAGGAGACCUUAUAUUAGUGGUCAUACAAAGUUUUCCCUACUGAUCAUAACUAUAGUCUAAGAACAGACUUGAUUGGUAACUGGUUUGAUUUUGAUUCAGACUAGAAUGACUAAAUCGAGGCCCACUAUCAGUAUUGUGUAAAAAGCAAUAUGUAUGGAUUGAAAUAUACAGUAGUUGGUGACUCUUAAUAAAAGAAAAAUGGAUUUUAGUAUCACGUUUAUGGAAAGAACCAUGAUAGUAGUACUUGGUUUGAAGAAAAUACAUAAACUAAAAGAGUGAGACCUCUUAAUCGAAGAGUACUUUAGACUAUUUUCAGAGAAAAAUAUGAUAGCGAAAGUGAAGAUGAGGAACUUAAAGAAGAAGCAAAAAUUAUUAAGAAUAAUAACUUAAAGAAAAUGAUCUAAAAUUAAGAAGUCCUUGUCGUUAAAGGCCUCAAAGAAGAUAUUUAAAAAUUGCUAUCUUUACUUUAAUCAUACUAUGAUGAUCCUGAGAAUCAUCCAGAGAUAUUAAAGUUGAAGCAGUUUUCCAAUCUCAAUAUUUAAAACAUAAAACAAGAGUUAAGUGAAUAUUUCAAUAAGACUUUUGCGAGAGAGUCAUAUAUAUUUGAAGACUUAGGUAGUGGUACCUAAAUUAAAUUUAUUGGAAAAAAUGCAAGUUAAAUUAAAUCAAAAGCUCAAGAACUCCUUAAUGGUUUGAACUAGAUAAAGUUUCCUCCUUAUUGGUAAAAUGUUGUGAAAACUUAUUUAAAAGAUCAAGGACUGGACACUUACAUAGUCCCAUAGUUAUCUAAGGAAUUUAAAGAUAUCUAUGCUACGUUUGCACAGUAUCAAAUGAAAGUCUUGAAGAUAAAGAGGAUCUAGAAUAAAGGUCUAUGGUACUUUUUCUAGUAAGAAGCUUUAUUUAUCAGAAAGAAAAAUUAGAAGGAACCUAUCAUUAAAGAUCUAUUUCAUGGAACCACAUCUAACAAACCAAGUAUGAUUUAUAAAAGCUAGGACUCUCUUGAUGUAAGAUUUAGUCAGAGGGGAAUGUGGGGUUUUGCUCUAUAUUUCACUGAAAGUUUAGGUUAUAUCGAUAAAAAUGGUUAUUCUUACAAAAGCAAAUCUAAGGAUAACACUCCAAAGAAAAAGGUUUUCAUGGCUAAAGUUCUGCUUGGAGAGAGUAAAAAGAUGCCACCUUAUAAUGAUUUGAGAUUUCCUCCUUUAAUGCCUGGUGAGACUACAAAAAGAUAUGAUAGUAUAACUGGAAAUACCAAGCAAACUCAGGUAUAUAUGAUUUAUGGAAACAGAUAAGUUUAUGUUGAAUAUGUCAUUAAAUAUGUUAUGAUCUGA
Molecule: messenger RNA, 3444 nt
Organism: Stylonychia lemnae
Lineage: Eukaryota; Ciliophora; Spirotrichea; Sporadotrichida; Oxytrichidae
Source: the annotation of a GenBank genome assembly